This is a messenger RNA of Penicillium daleae, 864 nucleotides long. Its product is annotated as fumarylacetoacetate hydrolase family protein. Gene Ontology annotation, molecular function: catalytic activity. The coding region runs from base 1 to 864 and encodes 287 amino acids. The transcript has 4 exons. NCBI's taxonomy places the organism in Eukaryota, Fungi, Ascomycota, Eurotiomycetes, Eurotiales, Aspergillaceae. The record is from RefSeq and is a predicted model, not a curated record.
AUGCCGGACUGGACUCAUUUGAUUCGCUUUAUCGCAGUGGAGGAUAGCCUUGUUCAUCUUGGCCAACUCGUCGAUGUAACCCGUGAUAUUGGUCGAGACAGCGUUGAUGGCGUCGAGAUUGCCGCAUACGUGAUCGAAGGAACCAUCUUCGAUGGCAAAGUUACCAAGGAUAUUUUGCAUGUGAAGCAGUUGCUGUCUCCUGUUUCGAGAGAGGAGUGCAACUACAUUCGUUGCUUGGGACUGAAUUACAUAGACCAUGCCAAUGAAGCGAACAUGGCUCUCCCUAAAGCCCCGAUUCUAUUCACCAAGCCCCGAACCGCCCUGAUCGGACCCUACCCCGCCGCAAUCAACGUUCCCAAGUGUGCACAAGACGAUACAAGCGACUAUGAAGCCGAGCUCUGUUUGAUUAUUGGCAAGAGUGGUCGUGACAUCCCGGAAGAGGAAGCGCUCGAUUAUGUGCUUGGAUACACCGCGUCGAAUGAUGUGUCUGCCAGAAAUCUGCAGAUGCUUACUACACAGUGGUCUUUCUCCAAAGGGCUUGACGGUAGCUGUCCAAUCGGACCCGUUUUGGUCGCACCUUCUGUGAUCAAGGACCCUCAGACGUUGUCAAUCAAGGCGAUUCACAACGGUGCCACGGUCCAGGAUGGCCAUACCAAGGAUAUGAUCUUUUCCAUCAAGAAACAGAUCUCCUAUCUCUCUCAAGGCACCACUCUGGAAGCUGGCACCAUGUUCUUGACCGGAACGCCGGCUGGUAUUGGCUUCUUCCGCCAGCCAAGAGUGGUUUUGAAGGAUGGCGACGAGAUCUCUAUCCAGAUUGACCAAAUUGGAACCCUAAUUAACAAAGUCCGUUAUGACACGCGUUGA